This is a messenger RNA of Talpa occidentalis (Iberian mole), 12511 nucleotides long. It is a transcript of the gene BTG1, whose product is annotated as BTG anti-proliferation factor 1. Gene Ontology annotation, biological process: negative regulation of cell population proliferation; negative regulation of mitotic cell cycle. The record is from RefSeq and is a predicted model, not a curated record. Gene Ontology annotation, cellular component: nucleus; cytoplasm. Lineage: Eukaryota; Metazoa; Chordata; Mammalia; Eulipotyphla; Talpidae.
GCCGCCCCCGCCCGCCGCCCCCAUGCAUCCCUUCUACACCCGGGCCGCCACCAUGAUAGGCGAGAUCGCUGCCGCCGUGUCCUUCAUCUCCAAGUUCCUCCGCAAGGGGCUCACGAGCGAGCGACAGCUGCAGACCUUCAGCCAGAGUCUGCAGGAGCUGCUGGCAGAACAUUAUAAACAUCACUGGUUCCCAGAAAAGCCGUGCAAGGGAUCAGGUUACCGUUGUAUCCGCAUCAACCAUAAAAUGGAUCCUCUGAUUGGACAGGCAGCACAGCGGAUUGGACUGAGCAGUCAGGAGCUGUUCAGGCUUCUCCCAAGUGAACUCACACUCUGGGUUGAUCCCUACGAAGUGUCCUACAGAAUCGGAGAGGAUGGCUCCAUCUGUGUGCUGUAUGAAGCCUCGCCAGCAGGAGGUAGCACUCAAAACAGCACCAACGUGCAAAUGGUAGACAGCAGAAUCAGCUGUAAGGAGGAACUUCUCUUGGGCAGAACAAGCCCUUCCAAAAACUACAAUAUGAUGACUGUAUCAGGUUAAGAUAUAGUCUAUGGAUGGAUCAUCUUAUAAUGGAUGGAUAAAUUUGAUUUUUGCUUUGGGUGGGCUCCUCUUGGGGAUGGAUGAUGAAAUUUAAACCAUGUCACAGCUGUGAAGAUCUGGCACAAGAUAGAGUGGUAAAAAAAUUUUUUUUAAGUGACAGUGCCAUAGUUUGAACAGUACCUUUCAAUGAUUUAAUAGCCUGUGAGUCCAAGUAAAUGAUCACUUUGUUUGCUAGGGAGUGAAGUCCUAGGGUGGUUUCAGUUUCUCCCAGACGGUCUACCUAAAGUUUUUCAUCAGUACCUUGGCGCAGAUCUAUUUUAAGGUACCUUUCUCUGCAGUAGACCUUGCAGAGGAAAUUUGCACUAUUACACUUGAUAAUUGUUAACCUUUUUGGCAGCUCAAUAGGAAAGCUCAACAUUUUAAACAUGGUAGUACUGGAAAAUUUAUGACAAGACUUUUACCUAGCACUUAAAUAUGUAUAAAUGUACAUAAGACAAACUAGUAAGCAUGACCUGGGGAAAUGGUCAGACCUUGUAUUGUGUUUUUGGCCUUGAAAGUAGCAAGUGACCAGAAUCUGCCAUGGCAAACAGGCUUUAAAAAAAGACCCUUAAAAAGACACUGUCUCAACUGUGGUGUUAGCACCAGCCAGCUCUCUGUACAUUUGCUAGCUUGUAGUUUUCUAAGACUGAGUAAACUUCUUAUUUUUAGAAAGUGGAGGUCUGGUUUGUAACUUUCCUUGUACUUAAUUGGGUAAAAGUCUUUUCCACAAACCACCAUCUAUUUUGUGAACUUUGUUAGUCAUCUUUUAUUUGGUAAAUUAUGAACUGGUGUAAAUUUGUACAGUUCAUGUAUAUUGAUUGUGGCAAAGUUGUACAGAUUUCUAUAUUUUGGAUGAGAAAUUUUUCUUCUCUCUAUAAUAAAUUGUUUCUUAUCUUGGCAUUUUAAUCAAUCUCUUGUCAUGAUUAUAGAGGUUUAGCAAAAGUAUUUCUCAGAAGACUUAGGUUCUGUAAGCUGUGUGAACGUCAGCUGCACACUGGUCAUGCUGAAAAACAUGGAUAAGGAGUAAAGAUGAUCUGUCAAUACAUCUUUAGAUGUUAGAGGAAACACAGGGGUAACAUUUUUUUUUUAGAAGAAAAAUCAUAAAGUCAAAACAUGGACACAUUCCCAGGCUAAUCUCAUGAAAUGAGGAUAAGAGACAAAGGUAACAUCUAUCAAAAAGAGUGAUACUCAAAGGAUUACAUUUCAUUGCUUCCCUGUUGAAGUGAAGAUGUAAAUGUUCUAUUUUCGCCCACCUUUGAAAAACAAUUAUUUUACCCCUUGGAUUCCAUGUUCAUUUAGAAAAUCCUGGGGCAUAUGUAUGACCUAUAGUCUUAAAAGAACAGGCUAAUUACUGCAGAGAGAUUGGUUGCUUUUUGCUUUUCAUCAGCUGCAAGAUUUACAUUAGAAAUCACUUAAGCUGGAAUCCCAACAAAAGGUAUGUUGAUGAAUUUUUAUUCUCAAAGUUGAAAUGAUGUUUUUGAUUCCUCGUCGUCAAAGAGUCUCAUUCAGACUUAUUUCUGAUAAAUUCUAGGAAUCUCAAUGACCAAAUGAGCAUUUGCUGCAGUGUCGUUUACUCCACCGCUACGUACAGUACAAAGACUUGGUAAUUCUUUGGUUGUAGAGGAUAGUGUGGUGUUUUGGGUGAAAAUUGACAGAAAUUUUGAGUUUUUUAAUUCUCUGUACAGUUGAGUAACAGCAUGUAGUGACUUGUUAAUAUGCAAGUGGACAUGUUCAGGCUAGAAUAUGCAACCUAGGCUACUUGAAAUCAGUAAUUAUCUAAAAUGAGUGAUAAAUUUGGGAAUUAUUUUCUAACUAUAAAUAUAAAUUAGUCUGGCUGUAAACUGUAUGGGAAUACACAGUGGAAUAUGCAGGCAUUUGGAAUAGAAGUGGUGCCCGUACUGGCAGGCCGUCCUUGAGAGUUUAUAACCACAAAACAUGGACCACUGUUAGUAAUUCAUUGUGGUUUUGUUUUUCAGUCUCUUGUAGUGCCCCCCAGAUUUUGAAGCUUGAAUUUACAAAAAUAUGAAAAACAACUGGUAGUUAACAGUUUUCACACAGGUCUCACCCCCGAUGCUGACUCCUUUUGUUUACCAAAUGCAUUUCAUCUGGGAAACUCCUUUGGAGCUUCUUAACUCAGGAAGCUUUGCACAUUCGAUCAUUUCGACCUAAGGCAAAGUAAGGUUGAUUUCUAGACAGUUUAGGAAUUUUUUUUUUUUUGAGUGGGAAUAUAUUUUAGUACCUAAAACUUGUCUUAGCCUUUUUCUCAAAUGAAGAAUUGUUUUUGAAGGUCUUCACAUCAAAUCUUUUUGUUACUGUAAGAAAAAUUUGGUGGGAAGAGAACUUUAUUUUAGAAGGAAGGUGAUGUUUGCCAUGUAAGGAGCUGUGAAGUUCAUCUUUAAAAGGUUUUCAGACGUCACUGAGACCUAGCAUCCAGCUGUUUCCUGUGACUUUAAACCUCACAUUCCCCAGACAGUUGUCUACAGUAGCUGUUUGAUAUUUCCAGUUCAUUGAUAUUUCUAGUUCAUUGCUUCUGGGGGAUGUUUUGCCUGGCUGUUUUGAUAAAAACAUUUGAGUGUCUGCCUUAUGCAGAUGCAUGUGUGUGCCGGGCCUACUUAGGUAGUUAUUUAUACCAAAUUGUGUGCUUUUUAGUAGUGAUAUAAUUUAAAAGGCUUUUACACUACCUGAGUUUUAAAAAAUAGUUUCUUAGAGAUGCUUUUAAGAAAUGACGACUGCUUCCAAAAUUAUUACUUGCCAUUGGCACCUGGAAUUCAUAGUUACUGGCAGUAAGUUUAGGAAUGUUACUUUGAAUUUUCAGUUUAAAAGUUAUUUCCAUUUUUCCAAAUGUAAGUACUCUGUGUAAUGAUAAAGCAAGUGUAUGGCAAGAGUUCUCCUAGCUCCUAGAGAAUAAUGUGGCUGUUUCCCUCUGAAAUCUGGAAUGGGAAUCACAUGUCCUUACCCUUAAUUUGCAGUAUUUCUGUAGUAGUAGACUGGAAAGGCCACCAGAAAAUUGCUUUCUGGUACUGUUGCACAAAUGGCUUCCUUAAGUUACUAUAACUCACAAAUUUCCAUUUUGUUUUGUUAUAGGUAUUACAGAUCUUGGAAUUGGCCUUUAAGUUUAAAAGAAAACAGUAUUCUUGACUCUUACAGUGUUUAAUGACUAGAGGUUUUCAAUCUCCCUUUAAUCUUGGGAACAAAUACAUCUGCUGUUAUAUUUUUUUCCCCUUUAGUGAUUUUUUUAAACAUUCUGGUUCUCCCCUUUACAGAAAAGAAAUAUAAUAGCUGAAGCAGUAUUUUGUAUAUUGAAGGCUAAACAUACCUUGCUUUGCACCUCUAUUAGCAAAUGAUGUGAUAAGAUGCUAUUGGUAAGCUGUGUGGGGACAAUUUGCCAACUGUUUGAUCUAUGCAGAGGAGAAUUCAAAAAGUAUUGGAUAAUCUAAAACUGAGUAGAUUUCUUGUUUAUCUGAAGGCAUGUAGUUUCCAGUUUAGUCUCAGCUCUAUCUCUGCAGUUGAACUUUACAUAUGACUGCUGGACAACAGUUUAUUUUUCAUGGUUAGAAUGUAAGUUUGAAAAACUACUUUGUAGUAAAAUAGUUUAUACUUAAACUGAACCAUUUAACUGAGUUCUUAAGGUAUUUACACAAAUAUACACGAGGAAUAGACUUGAGGAAUAUAUUAUGAGUUAUAAUUUCUGGUUAUUUCUAUGGAUAUUUGUAUUUUCUUCUGCGAAUAGCAUAAGGUUAAGGAACAUUGUUAAACAAGAUGUUAACUUUCGUAUUUCUGAAAUGCUCCUAAACAUGUAAGACAUACUCACAUUUAGUGAAGAUUGACACCAUUUUUCUUCAUCAAUUUGUCAUGUAUAAUUGACACCAGUUUUUUGAAUUGCAAUUUUAACAUGGCUUAUACCCUUCUUUUUGCACUACCCAGUGUUUCAAACAGGAAUAGGUAAAUGGAUUCUAAUUUGAAAACAAAAUUCUGUCAUCUCACCGAUGAAUAAUCUCACAAGGAAUAUUUUCGAGUUCAACUUCUGACUUUUAUAUAAAGCUAUUCGUGAUAUUUAACAUUUUUGUGUUGAAGAUGCGGUGUUCUCUUGGGAAUUCUCUAUAAUUAUAGCAGAUAAUACUGAAAGAUGAAGUGAUUCAAGACUAGGGUUGGAUAAAAAAGGAAAGAAUGUGGGAAAGGAAAGCAGGAAACCUAACUGAGAUGGAGGAAUUUAAAGGAUUGGUAAUAAAAAAUGCAUCUGCUGCAGCCAUAGGUUUAUCAAAAGAGGUUUGUCCAGCAAAGUCCUUUGGCAGAGACUUUGGGAAAUACUGCUGUAAUUCAUGGAUCUGGGACAAAGUCUGCACUCAAUUUGUGAACAUGCAAGUCAAAGUGGUAGUAAGAUUUAUGGUCCAUGCUAAGUGGAAAUUGGGCUGGGGGAGGACUCAAAAGGCAAUUUUAAAUUAAUAAAUAGUGCUUAAUGUUUUUACUUUUCAGUAUUUUAGGACAGCAGCGUAUUUUUUUUUUUUUUAAAGCUGUUAGACAUCCCUUGAUUUCAGCUUCUUGUACCUUUAAGGUUUGAAGGCCAUUUUUGACCUCUUUCCUGAUGAAAGGAGGAGGAUUAAGGACAGCCUGGACACCUAACAUCACAAGAGGGACCACCAGGCAGGAAGAAACCAUGGCAUUAACUGCAUUCCUGUAUUUAGAAAAUGCUUCAGCAAACACUGUUACUUCAGCUUGCAACAUAGACGAAAGAUUACUUACCCAUGGGGCAUUUGUUUUUAAUGCUCAGGACAUGUCAUCCCCAAAGUCGUUUUGUGUCAUUCCUUUAUAAUAUUUUUACAUACAUUUUCAUGUGUGUAUGCAAAAGUACACGGUGCAUUUUACAAAUGCAUACCAUGGGGAUAACUAACAAUUUUUGAUGGGGUGCAUGCUCCAAAAUAUUUAGUAGAUGCUGUUUCUUUAGGUCAUUACUACAGGAGAUUAGUGUUUGGCCCUCCUAAGAGUAACUCAUGAUUAUUUUUAAAAUUAGGAGUCUGAAAGUAGAAGCUAUUGUAGCAAUCCAAAGAGGAUGAUCUUGUUUAAUUUUAGCUUAAUUGCUGAAGUCUUUAUUUGUAAAAUUAAGCUACCUUUUACAGCCAACAGAUACCCAGAAUUAACUGUUAGAACCAACUCAUGCUCCUAUCUAUUACUCUUAUAAUUCAUAUUUUAUGUUUUUAGACAUUUUCUUCUCACAUGUUAAGCCGGUGUAGUAUUUUCAUAUAUUACAUGGUAAAAGAACUGAGUUAAUGUUGUAGAUCAGUGAUUAAAUUAGUUUUAGCAAUUAUUCUUCAUCUUAAGACCUCUGUACUUUUACCCUCUCAUUCUGAGGAAUUCCUACAUUUUUAUAGAGGAAAGAUUACUAAGAAAUUUUUUGAAAAUAUCCAUCCUAUAAAUGCAUGUAAACUAAAAUAAUAUUUGACCAUUAAUUGCACUAUAAACCAGGUUGAAUGUUUUCCAGUCUUAAUUUAUGGCAGUUUUGUUUCUUCAAGUCAACAGACUAAAUGUAAUUGUAUUUCCUAUAGAUUGUACUUGUGAGCCUUCAAGUUACCAAUAUACAUUCUUACUUGACCUUCCAACAACUGGAUCAGGUUGGCAGGUAGGUAGGCCAGUAUUUUUUAAUCUUUAUUUUGUGGACAGAAAAUUGAGGCUUAAGGGAGUUUAAGUAAUAUGCCCCAAAGCCAAACAGCUAGUGAAUAGCUAAUUUGUCAUUUGAACUCAGGUCUUUCUGAUCUUAGAAACCAAGCUUUAUAAAACUGGUGUAUAUUGUGUAUGAUUUAUUUACCUUGUUUCACAUUUUUGGAACAUACAUGUUUUCACUUCUCAUUGCUAGUUAGACAUCUUUGGUUAUUUCAGCCUUGAAAUCCUUUCGCUCUCCAUGCCCAGCAGGCACAGAACUGUCUUUAAAACUAGGUUUCGGUUCUUAGGAGGCAAUUGGGAUUUAGUACAAAGAAUAUUAUUCUUGGACUCAGAAGAAUGAGUUGGAAUGUAGGCAUGUACCAGCUCUCAGCUUAUGAUUUGGGAUAAGUUGCUUAGCUUCUCUGAGCCCCUCGCUGUUAGGUAAAACUGAGGCUAAAAAUAAGUCUGUUGUCAAGGUUAAACGUAGGAAAGCAUCUAGCAAGAAUGGCUGGAUUCCUGGAACUGGGAUUCUCAUAGCAUAAAGGCAAACAGCAGAUUGUUUUCUUGAAAUUUUGAUGACAUCACUGUGAUUAUCUUUAGAGUUUUUUAGCCUGCGUUAGCCAGUAGUUGUAAGAAAUAUACUUGUAUUUUUGAAAUAAUAUAGGAAGGGUAUUCAGUUGUUACCCACUGCCCCCCUAUUUCCCCAUUUUAAGGGUGGAAAUACAGUUGACCUGGGCUUUGCAUAUUUAUUUUAUAGGCUUUCCUCUGCUGGGUCAUUAACAUUGGUUUUCAGAGCUAUUUUCUCAGUAAAGGAUGAAUGCUUCAGGUCUUUUGUCUAUGUUGAAGACACCUUAAAUGGGGAGAUGAAGUGACACUAUCAAAUGUGUAUCAGUGCAGCCCUGGACAAUGCACAUUUACAUCCAUUAUCUUCUUUAAUCCUCACAGUGUCCCUUUGCUAUAAUAAAGUUGACUUUUCCCAGGGUUUGCAGUUCUUCAAGCCAUUUGUAUUUGAGCAUGCUUUUGCAAGAGAUUUUCAAACAUUGGUUUUCACAUGAAACUCAGUGGUUCUCAAUCUCUUCCUAAUCUAGAGUGCUGUGAGUACUUCCUUCCCUGCAAAGAAAAGCAACCUUUUUAUAAGUUAUCAGUUCAGGUUUGAGUUUCUUCUUGUGAUGUAACCUGAUGCAAUGUUUGCUUGAAUCACUAAUCAUGUAAUUGAUUUCUUCUAGUCAGUCAUAGAUGAGUCAGUGAUCACAUGUUCUUUUUAGUUUAAACUCAUUUCCCUUUUUCUAGGUGAAGAUCUUUAUCAAAUGGCUUGCUGCUGUGUUGUCUAGAGCAGUUACUGCACACCUCAGUGAAGCAGGUACAGAGUCAGCAGAGCUUCUUGCUAAUUUAUUUUGCAACAGUCUAGGAAACAAAGGGUCCCAUUUUUAAAGGAACUCAAGAGACUUCCAGGCAAAAUUCCUUUGAUCCUUUUCAGAAGUCUUGCAUCUGAAAGCCCCAGUGUGGUUCAGAUCCUCUUUAGAGUUGUGUGGAGCCUUGUAAAUUAGUCAGUGUGUUUCUAUAAUAUUUAAGAUUGUGCUGUAAGAAUGAGAGGUUGGAGCUAGUUAAAGCAAGGGAUAGGUGGCCAGUGUUGCCAGAUAGUAGUUAGGAUUAUAGAGUUAAAGAUGGGGUCACUUACAUAAUACUGAAACAUACAAGCUCUAGAUUCUUGAAUUUCCCCCAUUACCAUGUCCUUUAAUAAGUCUCCUGGGAUCCUUCUAAUGGUUGAAAUAAAUGAUGUUUUGUCCUAUACCUGUCCUUUCAUUUAACACAUUCUUAAUGUACCUCUGUGUGCCAAAUACUGUGCUAAAGGAAAUGAUAAUGCAUAAAAACUGACUGUCUCUAUCCUCAAGGGGCUUAAAGCCUAGUGAUGAAAAUUACCGAACAUGUAAAAAUGGAGCCCGGGACAGAUAAUGGAAAAGAAACUGGUUGCAUGGUGUCCUGAGCACUGUCGACCUUACAGAGAGAGAUGUCUGCCUUAGAAAGCCUUCCUAGAGGCAGAGACACGAGCUAAGAUCUGAAGCAUGAGUAGGAGCUUAAGAAGCCAGGGAAGAGGGAACAGAAUGUAUAGUGAAUGGAAGGUAUUGAAAGAAAUCCAGUGUGCACUGCGCUGGGGGGCAGUUACGCAAGUGAGGCCAAGUCAUGUGGGACUUUACAGGAAGAGUGACCAUAUAAUUUGAUGAAUAAAUUUAUCAGCCAGACUGAGACAUAUGAGGAAAACAUGGUGCUAUUAAUAAUUAAACCCGGGCUGUAAGCAUCAGCCAGGACAUAAAGGCACCUCACUGUUACAGGCCAUGUAAAGAGUCUUAUCUCUUUGACUAAAAGCACUGCAGCUAGCGGCUUGUGGAUUUCGUGAGGAACACGUCAAGAGGAUAGAGCACCUUCAGUUCGAAAGGAACCCAACUAGGACUAAAAGAGUUUUACAGGACAGCUAGGCUGUUAGGGUUUGUUCUGUUCUAGAUAUCAAUGACUUUCAUGCUUUAAAGGUUUAGCUUGGAAAGUUGGAGUUUAGUGUGAGCUGCUAGACUGGAUGCAUGUUUGCGGUAUAUGAAAUAGCACAAUUGAAACAUUUUUGAGUAUUUACACAUUUUCUUCUUAUAGCACUUGUCAUUUUUGCCGUGGGUGUGUAUUUGAGUCGAAUUUAAAAGAGUAGUUUUAUUGUUAGUUUACGUUUUAUGUGUAUUUCUUGAACCUAACUUUUAAAAAGGUGUGGGCCACUUAAAAAUUUUUUUCUUUAAAUUCAUGUAAACAUUUUCUGCAGUAAAUUGUAUAGUGACUUUCAUACACCCAUGUAAUCCACACUCCAAGUAAGAUACAGAACCUUUCUACCACCCCAGAAAAUUCCUUUUUGGGGCACUUAAAAUUUGUUUAUGAAAUACAGUUGUGGAGCCAGGCCUCAAAUUAGAAAUAAGUUGUUUUUCCUCUCUUUUUAUAACUAUUUUUGCUUCCUAAACAUGCAGUAAUGGUUACUUUAAACAUGAUGCAAAUUGUCGCCAGAAGAAACCAUUGCUUUUCAACUAGUUAUGAUUUAGUGGUUACUAAUAUAGUGCAUCCCCGUCCAAUUUGCUAUGGCUUUUUAGUGUUUCAAAAUGAAUAGUAAAAUUUGAGUCAUAUCCCUAUCACUGACUCACAAGCUUACUAAGGAUUGCCUGUUGUUGUUUAUUAGCCUAAACGUCACAAUCUUGAUCAAUCCAAAGAUUGUGGUAAUGCCAACUUUCCACAAUGCUCCCCCUACUUUUAGUCUGAUUGUGUCACUUUAGGGUAGGUUUUUCCGGUAAGACAACUGUUAAAUUUAUAUUUAUAGCUGAGUCCUAGCCUUGAAUACUUCCUUUCAUCUCAAAAUUCUCAACUCCACUUGCCAGUGAGCAGUUAGAAUAUUGACCUAAGUUAUAGUAGAAUUAGUCGUGAAAAUGAUUGAAUUCAAGAACUGUGAAUCAUUGUGUUUAAAGAUUCUUGAAAGCAGAGAUGCCAAAACUUGUUCUAAAGAGACUGUUCAUGAGUUUGGGAUCUCCUGAGGAUUAGGAAGAGGAGAUAAAUCACCAAUGAUUAAAAAGGAAAUUAAGUCUUUUCCCUAUACUGUCUGACUUGGAAUCUGAGCUUGAAUCAACUUUUUUUUCUUAAGGUCAGUGUGUUCUGUUUAGUAAAGACUUUGCUGCUGAAGUGAUGGUGGUAAAUGACUUAAACAUUUCUUUCUCUGCAGUAUUAAUAUUUCAGGGCUUUUCCCCACCCCACCCACACCAUUUUGGAAAGAAUGGCAAGUCAGGUGAAGAUGAAAGGAAGGUUUUAGCCAAAUUUGCUCUGUGGAGACUUGUCAACAACACAUUUCUAAUUAGAGAAGUCCACUGUCUGAUUACAUCUUCAUAUCACUAGUUGAAUCCUUAUUUUAAAAAUGUUUCAUGCAUUUAGCACAGGAAAAUUCAAAAGGGUGUUUUCAUUGUACACAUGUUGGAAUGAUUUUUCCUUCAUGUCUCUUAAUAUCAAGGCUUCCCAGUAGCACUAGUUAGCUCUAGACCCUCUGUUCUGCUGCUCUGAUUCUGUGAAAUUCUGACCUGAUGCUGCCGGCACUUUGUGUAGACAUGCUAUAGAAAAUACUCAGUGUUGGGGUAUAAAUUUGGUUAUUUGCAUUCCUUAUCAACGGAGAAUGCAAAUGUACUUUCUUUAAAUGUGGUUUGCCAUGAAUUCUACUAAAUGCUUGCAGCCCAGAAGUAAAGAUUUCUCCUGUGUGCAUUCCUUCACUCUUUGUUACAGACCUUUAAGGGUAGGUAGACAUUUGUUCCUGUAGUCAACUCUGAUCAUGGUAGAGUGAUGUCAUACUGCUAUCGGCCAAUUUGAGGCUAGAAUUCAGGUUUGGCUGAGGUCAGACACCAGCUCUUAACCAAUAUCACAUCUUUCUGGUCUGCUUUCUGGUCCCAUUGCAUUAUGAUUGUUUGCAUUCAUGUCUGACUUGCCCACUAGUCAGGAAGACUUGAAAGCCAGGGAUUCUUAGACCAGACUGCAGAAGAUUCUAAAAUUAGUUGAUCUGUUCAUUCAUAAAUAUUGAGCACUUACUUUGUGUUCAGAAUUGUUCUAAGCUCUGGGAGAUAGAGCAGUGAACCAAAAUUUCUACCCUCCAAGUGGGGGACUGAAAGAAGCCACUAAGAUGUGUGAUCUUUCAAAAAGGGGUAGUUUUAAGGAGCAGUGCUGCUGUGCUGAUGCUGUGACUGCACGCCACGGUGCAGCCCUGUGCGAGAGCCCUGUGGAAAUAUAUGGGGUGUUGGGGGGCAGGGAGGAGGGGUAGUGAAUGGCAGGUUGCUAUUUUAAGUCAAGGAAGGCCUCACUGAUAAGCUGAUAUUUGAGGGAAACGGCCAAGGAGAUAUCUGGGAAAAGAACAUUCCAUUCAAAUAAUUCCGUGAUUUCCAGAGUCAUCCAGGCUCUCAAUUCUCCCAGAUGCAUCAUUAUCAGUGGGCAGACUUGGGCGCUCUGGCAGUUGCUCUUCUGAGUAAUUUUUUACUUAUUUUUUUUUUUUUUGGUAUUAUAUGCCACAGGAAUAAGCACAACUUUGAUAGCUGGAAAACCUGCUGAGUUUUUCUAACCCCUCUUCCCCCCAUUUAAGAGAGAAUGGCAAACCCAAAUCAACAGGCUGAUAAGAUCUGAAUUUUUUUUUAAAGUCUUAUAUGUUUAACUCUAUUCAAUAAAUAUGAAAUGAGAACUGGUGUUCAGUGUAAUGAUACAGGCCCAGCAAGGUGCUCAGUGUCUUGUUGGGAUGUAUCCCUGGGUAAGCUAAAAAGCAAACAUUGGAAACAAAAAGGACUUUCUUACACUUAGAUAACUGGAAAAUUCAGUUAUCCAGAACGCCUGUUCCUGACAGAUCCUGAGAUUACAGUACAGGGACUAGUUAUUUAGAGCCCUGUCAUUUCAUGGAUGAGACUGGAGAUAAAAGCAAGUUUGUAUUACCUUCAUCAUACACUCAAAAAUCAUGGACUCCUUACUCUUUUUGGUGCUGGCAUGUACCUGGUAUAUUCUUGAGUGACAGAACGUACUUGGGGUUAGGGUAUACAAUUGAAUAUUUGCAUUCCUUAUCAAAGGUGAUGCACAUGUAACUUUCUUAAACGUGUUUUGCUAUGAAUUCAGCCUAGAAGCUUGUAGUCCUAGGAGUAAAAGUAUCUCCUUCAAAACAGUUUGAAAUUUGCUUUCUCUCCAGUCUAGGUUAUCUUGCUUUUGCUGUAUAAAAAUCGAAUCAGUAUUUUUAGCAUUUCAAGGUGAAGGCCAAGUCAUUCAGAUAUGAUUCUCAUCUCAGAGUUUAAACAAAGCUUAAGAUGAGGCAGAAAUCUGUUUCUGGGUUUGAGAUAGGUUCCUUCUCUAUGCCUCUAAAUAUAAACCAGAUAAUUCUCACAUUUGACUAGAAAAUGGCAGGAUGAGAUUGAGGUUCAAAGGAAAGAGAAAGAGUGAAAAAAGGGAAAAUGUGCCUUCAGAAACAAUGAUAUUAUUAUGUAGGAUUUCACAUAAAGGAGUAUUUUAUCCAAAUCAAGUAUUUAGCGCAGAUGCCCUGGGAUUUUGGGAGGGGUCAUUUACAUGGACUCAAACUCCAGACAUUUACAUUGUUAAUUAUUUCAAAAUUUUGUAAGUAUUUGCCUAAUGACGAUAGGGUCACAAAGAAAUUUCCCUAAUGUCAAAUCUGGGAACACAAAUAAAAUAACCAUAUUAAUUUGUAACUCAAUAUCAUGGAUACAGAGAGUGAUUACAGCCUUGUGAAUCUGCUAAUAAUAUUUAUUGCAAUAAUCUGUG